UUGCGAACAUCGGCUUUUCAGUUUCUCGACGGAUGUCCGACGUGCAACACCGUGCGUGCUUGUUUGAAAACCAGUCUCUUGGAGGCGCAUUUGUUUGAAGUGUAACGGUGCGUUAGGAUAUAGUAGUUUCUUGAGGAUCUCCUGCAACUAGCGUGAUUUUGUUUAGAAAAAGGGAUUGUUUGUGUUUUUUUGCUCAAAGUUCUCCAUCAAUCAAUCACACUGAUAAAACAACCGGACAUCAGAAGAAGCUGGAGUGAACGAUGGUACAGACGGUGCUGAAGCGGAGGGCCGUAUCGUGCCGUAUCAUUCACAGCAUAGUUUUCCGUACAAAAAAGAAACAAAGUGUGCAGAUCAGGGCAGCAAAAGAAACCAUAUUUUCUUAAUUCAACUAUUGUGUCCCACAAGGGACGGAAACAACAUGUCGGACGCGGAAGAAAGGGAACCACUGAUAACGCCAGCCAUACCGUCAAAUCGGUCCGGCUAUGGGACCGGUGAAAAUGCGCGCGACGCAAUGUCAAAGUUUGUGGUGAACAAUGUGGCGGGUGAAUCGGGUCGCAAGCUGCCACAGUAUAUUGCCGGUUUGGCUGCAUCCGGCGGUGCACUGGCUGCUGGUACAUUUCUUGGCUGGACGGCACCAACCGACAAACCGCUAACCGAGCAGGGCGAGUAUGGGUUCCCGAUCUCGGACGAACAGUUCUCGUGGAUCGGUUCAAUCUCGAACCUGGGCGCAGCCUUGAUGUGUUUCCCGAUCGGCUACAUGAUGAAAAUGAUUGGCCGCAAAUGGUCGAUGCUGGCGAUGGUGUUACCGCUCGUGCUGGGCUGGCUGCUGAUUAUCUUCGCGGAAAAUGUCGGCAUGAUGAUGGUGGGACGGUUUUUCCUCGGUGUCGGUGGUGGUGCGUUCUGUGUUGCGGCACCCACGUACACGGCGGAAAUUGCCCAACCGUCCAUUCGCGGGACGCUCGGUACAUUCUUCCAGCUGAUGGUAACGGUUGGCAUCCUGUUCGUGUAUGCGGUCGGGUCCGGUGUGGAUGUGCAGGUGCUCAGCAUUAUCUGCGGUGUGAUACCGCUCGCGUUCGGGGCUAUCUUUUUCUUCAUGCCGGAAAGCCCGUACUAUUUCGUGGAAAAGGGCCGCUACAGUGAAGCAUCAAGCUCGCUAAAAUGGCUCCGUGGCGCACAGUACGAUGAGGCAGCAGAGAUAGAGGAUUUGAAGCAGGCGGACGAAAAAGUGAAGUCGGAAGCAAUCCCGAUGCUGGUCGCGUUCCGCGAGAAGGCAACGAUCCGCGCACUGAUUAUUUCGCUCGGGCUAAUGUUUUUUCAGCAGCUGUCCGGUAUCAAUGCGGUGAUUUUCUACAAUUCGGCCAUUUUUGCCAGUGCCAACGGUGGCAAGGAGAUGAGCUCGGCAUCGAUCAUUGUUGGUGGCAUUCAGGUGGUGGCCACCCUGGUGGCGUCUGCCGUGGUGGACAAGGUUGGCCGACGUAUACUGCUGCUCGUGUCCGAUCUGAUGAUGGCCGUUUCGACGAUUCUGCUAGCGGUUUACUUCCAGCUGAAGCAGGACGAUCCGGCCAAGGUGGACGAUCUGAGCUGGUUGGCUGUGAUGUCCGUCUGUCUGUUUAUUGCGAUGUUCUCGAUCGGUUACGGUCCUGUUCCGUGGCUUAUGGUGGGUGAACUGUUUGCCAACAAUGUGAAAGCAUUCGCCAGUCCGGUGGCGGGUGUAUUUAAUUGGCUGCUUGCCUUCCUGGUGACGAAAGUGUUUACCAACCUGAAGGAUGCGAUGGGUGAGGCUGGUGUGUUUUGGCUAUUCUCGGGCAUUUCACUGCUCGGUACGGUGUUCGUGUUUGUGAUGGUACCGGAAACGAAGGGUAAAUCGUUGAGCGACAUUCAACGGUUACUGGCCGGCGAGAAGCUAAGCACGGAGCAGGUUAGCGCGGAAGCCCGGGAAGAGGAACGGGACCCACAGGUAGCAUAAGACUGUACGCACUUGCCCCCCCGCCCCUGGAAGGGUUGUUUUUUGUUUGUUUUGGUAGUAUACAUCACGACGUGCGGUAUGAUUUGUUUUAUUUUUAUUUUUGCUUGCGAAACGUCGUGCUCUAAUCGUUGUGAUAAAACAAAGGCAGCAGGCUCGAGCUGCGGGCUGGAAAGGUUCAAAGUAGUUGCUAGCUCUAGCAACAGGCAUCUAAUGAUCAGCAGUGACUGAGCAGUACGGUAUUUUAUUGAAUAGCUUAAACCACUAGGAAGUUGUGUAUCAAUUAUAUUGAGAGUACGUUAAUAAAAAAAAACAAUGUGUAAUUUAAAUUAA
This is a messenger RNA of Anopheles funestus (African malaria mosquito), 2296 nucleotides long. It is a transcript of the gene nebu, whose product is annotated as facilitated trehalose transporter Tret1. Gene Ontology annotation, cellular component: membrane. The transcript is spliced from 4 exons. Lineage: Eukaryota; Metazoa; Arthropoda; Insecta; Diptera; Culicidae. The record is from RefSeq and is a predicted model, not a curated record. The coding region runs from base 419 to 1966 and encodes 515 amino acids. Gene Ontology annotation, molecular function: sugar transmembrane transporter activity. Gene Ontology annotation, biological process: transmembrane transport; carbohydrate transport.